Solanum dulcamara is the source of this 2701-nucleotide messenger RNA. Its product is annotated as beta-galactosidase. The coding region runs from base 152 to 2335 and encodes 727 amino acids. The transcript is spliced from 19 exons. Gene Ontology annotation, molecular function: beta-galactosidase activity. The record is from RefSeq and is a predicted model, not a curated record. Gene Ontology annotation, biological process: carbohydrate metabolic process. Lineage: Eukaryota; Viridiplantae; Streptophyta; Magnoliopsida; Solanales; Solanaceae. Gene Ontology annotation, cellular component: cell wall; vacuole.
GCAAGCAAAACACACACAGUGAAAAAUAUUUGUAUAAAUAUUUCAUUUCUCAAAAGAAUCAAUAGAGAACAGACAAGAAAAAAGUGUCAUUCUUUUUUUCUUUUCUUCACUUUUUUCUAAAAGAUUUUUUUUUUUUGAAUGUGGGAAAAAAAUGCUAAGGAUUAAUGUGUUGAUGCUGCUGUUUUUAUUAGUGAUCUGUUCAUUGGAAUUUUUUUCUUCAGUGAAAGCUAGUGUUUCUUAUGAUGACAGAGCUAUAAUUAUAAAUGGGAAAAGAAAGAUUCUUAUUUCUGGUUCAAUUCAUUAUCCAAGAAGUACUCCACAGAUGUGGCCUGAUCUUAUACAAAAGGCUAAAGAUGGAGGUUUAGAUGUUAUUGAGACUUAUGUUUUCUGGAAUGCGCAUGAACCUUCUCCUGGAAAAUAUAAUUUUGAAGGGAGAUAUGAUCUUGUUAAGUUCAUCAAAUUGGUACAAAGAGCAGGACUUUAUGUCAAUCUACGUAUUGGCCCUUACAUCUGUGCUGAAUGGAAUUUUGGGGGAUUCCCUGUUUGGCUAAAAUAUGUGCCUGGCAUGGAAUUUAGAACAGACAAUCAGCCUUUUAAGGUGGCUAUGCAAGGAUUUGUUCAGAAAAUAGUCAACAUGAUGAAGUCAGAAAAUUUGUUUGAAACUCAAGGAGGACCAAUAAUAAUGGCCCAGAUAGAAAAUGAGUAUGGACCAGUAGAAUGGGAAAUUGGUGCUCCUGGUAAAGCUUAUACAAAAUGGGCAGCUCAAAUGGCUGUGAGUUUGAAAACUGGUGUCCCAUGGAUCAUGUGUAAACAAGAGGAUGCUCCUGAUCCAGUGAUUGAUACUUGCAAUGGCUUUUACUGCGAAGGGUUCCGUCCUAAUAAACCAUACAAACCGAAAAUGUGGACAGAAGUUUGGACUGGAUGGUAUACAAAAUUUGGUGGUCCAAUUCCUCAAAGGCCAGCUGAAGACAUUGCAUUUUCCGUUGCAAGGUUUGUUCAGAACAAUGGUUCAUUCUUCAAUUACUACAUGUAUCACGGAGGAACAAAUUUUGGCCGGACAUCUUCAGGGCUUUUCAUUGCAACUAGCUAUGAUUAUGAUGCUCCUCUCGAUGAGUAUGGGUUGCUGAAUGAACCAAAAUUCGGGCACUUGAGAGACUUGCAUAAAGCUAUCAAGCUGUCCGAACCAGCUUUAGUUUCAUCAUAUGCCACGGUGACUAGUCUUGGAAGUAAUCAAGAGGCUCAUGUCUAUAGAUCAAAAUCUGGAGCUUGUGCUGCAUUCUUAUCCAACUAUGACUCUAGAUAUUCAGUUAAAGUCACCUUUCAGAAUAGGCCAUACGAUCUGCCUCCUUGGUCCAUCAGCAUUCUUCCCGACUGCAAAACUGCUGUUUACAACACUGCACGGGUUAGCUCCCAAAGCUCGAGUAUAAAGAUGACGCCUGCAGUUGGUGGAUUGUCUUGGCAGUCGUACAAUGAAGAAACACCGACUGCUGAUGACAGCGAUACACUUUCAGCUAACGGACUAUGGGAACAGAAAAACGUAACAAGAGAUUCAUCAGACUAUCUGUGGUACAUGACAGAUGUAAAUAUAGCAUCUAAUGAAGGAUUUCUAAAGAACGGAAAGGAUCCUUAUCUUACUGUUAUGUCGGCUGGUCAUGUCUUGCAUGUUUUCGUCAAUGGCAAACUAUCAGGAACUGUUUAUGGGGCAUUGGAUAAUCCAAAACUUACAUACAGUGGCAAUGUAAAAUUAAGAGCUGGUAUUAACAAGAUUUCUCUGCUCAGUGUUUCCGUUGGUCUCCCGAACGUUGGCGUGCAUUAUGAUACGUGGAAUGCAGGAGUUCUAGGUCCGGUCACGUUGAGUGGUCUCAAUGAGGGGUCAAGAAACUUGGCGAAACAAAGAUGGUCUUACAAGGUUGGUCUAAAAGGCGAAUCGUUGAGUCUUCACUCCUUAAGUGGGAGUUCUUCUGUUGAAUGGGUUCGGGGUUCACUAGUGGCUCAAAAGCAGCCCCUGACUUGGUACAAGGCUACAUUUAACGCGCCUGGAGGAAAUGAGCCACUAGCUUUAGACAUGGCAAGUAUGGGAAAAGGGCAGAUAUGGAUAAAUGGUGAAGGCAUAGGUCGCCAUUGGCCUGGAUACAUAGCACAAGGUGACUGUAGCAAAUGCAGUUACGCAGGAACGUUCAAUGAGAAGAAAUGUCAGACUAACUGCGGACAACCUUCUCAGAGAUGGUACCAUGUUCCACGAUCGUGGCUGAAACCAAGUGGAAACCUGUUGGUAGUAUUUGAAGAAUGGGGUGGUAAUCCAACAGGAAUUUCUUUAGUCAGAAGAUCAAGAUAAAGAGCUCAAAAAGUAAGCUUGCUCAGUAAAUAUGUGAAAUCGCGCGGAAUGCAUAUAAGAAGCUAACCAUGGAGGUUAUAUUUGCAAAUUGAAGCUGAAUAAAUCAUUUGAAGUACAGAAAUAUUUGAUUAAAAGGUAUAUAAAUUUACAGAGAAUCUUCUUGAUUCUCUGUAAAAAGCUUUGGUUUAUGAAGUUUAUACAGAAUUCUGCCUGAUUGGAUUAUGAGAUUGAAGAAAAUUGUACAGCUUCCAAAUACUAUUAGAAUACAAAUAAGUUUCAUGUAACUAUAUACAAUUACUACAAUUUGUGUAUUACAUGAUUAUGAAAUAAUAAUACAAGUUAUAUAAAGGAAGCCACAUUUUUUCA